This is a messenger RNA of Oncorhynchus keta (chum salmon), 9451 nucleotides long. Its product is annotated as serine/threonine-protein kinase Kist-like. The record is from RefSeq and is a predicted model, not a curated record. Gene Ontology annotation, molecular function: ribonucleoprotein complex binding; RNA binding; ATP binding. Lineage: Eukaryota; Metazoa; Chordata; Actinopteri; Salmoniformes; Salmonidae. The transcript has 8 exons. Gene Ontology annotation, cellular component: neuronal ribonucleoprotein granule; nucleus. Gene Ontology annotation, biological process: regulation of protein export from nucleus; peptidyl-serine phosphorylation; positive regulation of translational initiation. Bases 503 to 1846 code for a protein of 447 amino acids.
AUGGAAUUUACGACUGCUGCUUCCGGGAACAUGGCCGGCUAAACAAUGACAAAAGUCUCUCUCCUCAAAAUCAAGAAUAAACUUUUCGAAAUGCGAACUACUUGGCUUAACAAAAGUGUUUGGAUUCAGUGCGUGCAAUUAGGUAGUUUAAUUGGUUUACUUCUGCAUGCGUGUUGUUUAAGGUGAUGUUUGAGUCGGACUAACUUGGCUAUCUUGCCAGCGAAGGUAGCCAACUUUUCACAUUCAGCAGAAUUAGCCUAACGUUAGCUAGCAAAUGCGAAGUGGCUUACAUGUCAACAUAGCUAGGAACAUAAGUAUUGCUAUUGGUUGCUACACUUGAAGCCCGCAACUGAUUUAUUAAGUUCCACGAUCGACACGUUGCAGUGCUGGCUUGUGUAACGUAGAUGCGUUUGUAAUUUUUAUCGGGGUGUCUCGCUGGUUGAUUGCUAUGCUUUCGCAGCUGCGUACAGCUGUCUAGCUAGCUUGAUUGACAUUAAUUUCAAUGGCCCACUGUAGUUCAGAUCCAUGUGGGAAGGUACCCCGUCCAGAUAGCUUAGUGUUGAUGGCAGGAUCUCCUGGAAGCGUUGAUCAGGCUAUGAAGCCGGUGUUGUUUGAAAUAUUCGGAGAGUUUUGGAACGUCCAGACCCGGCUAGGGCAAGGCGUCUCGGCCUCAGUAUACCGUGUGAGCUCGGGGAGGGCGAGUACGGCCGCAGUUAAGGAGUUCCAGGCUGACACUCAGAGUGGAGAUUACGGGUAUCAAAAGGAGAAGUCCGUGCUGGAAGACAUACAAGGACACAAAAACAUCGUAACGCUGUACGGGGUGUUCACCAACCGCAGCCAGGUGGGUGUGGCCACGCACUGCCUGCUGCUUGAGCUGCUGGACGUCAGUGUGUCUGAGCUGCUUGUGAGGGCCAGUACCCAAAGCCGAGCCUGCAGCCCCCAGUGUGGUGGUUCCCAGAAGCAAGGCCACUCCAUGUGGCUGGUGCAGCACUGUGCCAGGGACGUCCUGGAGGCCCUUGCCUUCCUCCAUAGAGAGGGCUAUGUUCAUGCCGACCUCAAGCCCCGCAAUGUGCUCUGGAGCGCGGACGAUGAGUGCUUCAAACUCAUCGACUUUGGCCUCAGCUUCAAAGAGGGCAACCAGGAUGUGAAAUACAUCCAGACAGAUGGGUACCGUGCCCCGGAGGCUGAGCAUCAAUACUCCCUGGCCCAGGCGGGGAUGGAGAUGGAUGGUGACUCUGGGUGCUCGGCUGCUGUGGACCUCUGGAGCUUGGCAAUCGUCCUGUUGGAGAUGUACUCAGGCAUCAAACUCAAAGACACCGUCAGGACACCCGAGUGGAAGGACAACAGUGCAGCAAUAGUCGACCAGAUCUUUGCCAGUAACAGUGUGGUGGUUCCCGCCAUCCCUGUCUAUCACCUCAGAGACCUUAUCAAAAGUAUGCUUCACAACAACCCCAAGCACAGAGGCACAGCUGAGAAGGCCCUGCUUAGCCCCUUCUUCAGCAUUCCUUUUGCUCCUCACAUAGAAGACUUGGUUCUGCUUCCCUCUCCUGUUCUGCGCCUGCUCAACCUGAUUGAUGACGGCCACCUGCACAAUGAGGAGGAGUAUGAAGACAUCUUGGAGGACAUGACAGAGGAGUGUCAGAAGUAUGGCUCUGUGGUCUCUUUGCUCAUCCCCAAGGAGAACCCAGGCAAAGGACAGGUGUUUGUAGAAUACGCUAACGCAGGCGACUCCAAAGAGGCCCAGAGACUGCUGACGGGGCGGACCUUUGACGGGAAGUUUGUCGUUGCCACGUUCUACCCCCGGAGUGCUUACAAGAGAGGCUAUCUGUACCAGACCGUGCAGUGAACACACACACACACACACACACACACACACACACACACACACACACACACACACACACACACACUGUCUGCUGAAGAGCACAGGCCUAGGCCUCAGUCAGUCACUGUCAUGUGUAUAGUCAUAUCAGAUCACCACUCUGCUUUCUGCAGCCUCUAGAGCUAGAGUUAACCUAGUGUGUCCUGUAGCUUUACUGUAUGUAGCAACAGUCUGUGAAAAGAAAGAUUUGUAUAAUCCAAUCUUCCAUGUCCUGCUAUGGGGAUGUAUACUGCUGGAUGCUACGGUUGACAGAUCCAGAUGGGUCAUAUAUUUAUCAUAGCUGGCUUGACUUUUGAUAAAUGGAUCCUCACUGGCCAAAACUGCACACUGUCCCACUUUGCACACUGUGCUCAUGUCAAACCCUGAACAAGAUAAUUACUUGAUGUCCACCAAUCUUGAAGAGCACAAGUACAGUACCAAGUACCCUAUGGGUUUCGUAAACCCAGCAAGCAGUUUGGAUUGAAUAGGGCCCUAGUUUUGUCUGUUCGCAACGGCUUGAAUAUCCUAUAUUUAUUAGUGUAAAUUAAACCGUUCCUUAUUGAUUGAUCUUGGGUCUCUUGUUAAAAGCUGAGCCACAAUUUCAUCUUGUCCAAAGUUAACUUCCCAUGACCUAUUUUUCUAUGAGAUGUUUUUGAGACUUGAAUUCCAAAGGUACCACUCCAGAUCAUCAGUAGAAUCACGCUGAGUUCUAGAACGUUCUGAGCCUAAACUCCAACCACUCAACGUCAGCACUUUUCUGUGGUACAUGGAAAAAUAUACAUUUCUUUGUUAUUUCUGACAUUUUUUUAUCUGGUUUCUACCUUCUAUACUAUUAUUACAUUUUGUCCAAGUUGACCCAUAUACUACUUAUACUCCAGAAUGGCUGCGCUGAUGUGAGUGGAAGUUAACAGUUUUUUUCCCGAUAUGUUAUGAAAGGAAUGGGUUAUUUCCUUAGCACUGUACGAUACAAAGCAACAAGCUUACUUUACGUUCAGAACCCAUGGAUAGGUUAUCCACAGUUGAAUAUUUCAGUUGAAGAGCAUUCGAGCUGACCGUUUCGUAAAACGGUAGCCGACUGUCAGUUCUACCUGACGUCUGUGAGUUGGUCUACAUGACAAACCAAUGUGUGAGAGCUGUGCUAGUGUAGUUAUUUGUUGAUUAUGGUGAGAUUAUAGAUCAAUCUAAUACUGCAGAGUUUUGUAUCCUAUGUUGUGUGUGUGGGAGAUGUUGAAAUUAACUUAUCAUUUCAUUGCAUGCAACAUUGUUAUGUUAGGGGCAGUAUUUAUUCAGACAGUCUUCCCCUUGUCUGUCUGCUGCUCAUAUUCAGUCCAAUAACAUUGUGAAUCUUAAGUGUAAAUCAUAGUCCACAAACGCUGAGACUCGAUAGUCCGGCAUCCCAUUGUGACAUGGCGAUGCAGCUCUGAAACACCGUCUGUGGGGACACACAGUCCGAGCGCUCACCACCCCACAAUUCCCAGCCAACACGGCUAUUCAUUUGAAUGUAUUGGCGAAAAUGCUUGUGCUGCCCUGAGAAUUCUAAAAGUAUGAAAGCCAAGGGUCCAAUAUUCUAGAACACUGUAGUGCAUACACGUAUAUACCCAUACAUUUUGAACUAUGAUGGACGCUUCAGGUUGGGCACAGAUGCUUCUGAAUGAGUUGGCUGGCAUUGAACAGGCUAAAGCGCCGUCCUGCCUGCCCAGCCUCUCCAGAUGUUUGAGAAAGAGACCAUUAAUUAACAUGAGCAGAAACAAUAUUCUGGAUAUUCUGCAAUUUACUCCAUUUGUAACUAACACUUCCAGUCAACUGGCGCCAUGUGACAACUGUCGAGGCUGAUUGAGACAUUGUUGACAACAUCCUGCCUAAAUAUGAAAGCACUGACUAGGACUUAUGGGUGACCGGUCAUAAUAUCGAUAUGUGAGGUUAUCCCAUACCAAAUGUAGUCCACUGCCUUAGCUGCCUUCUCUGUGUUAUCUAGUCUAACACUGUAUUGUUGCCAUUUAGUUUCAGCAGUUAUUCAAAGUAGAUCCCAAUGAAAGCCUUCAUAGAUUCCUUCCGGACCCCACAACCAUGGCGCAUGAUGAUGACAUUUCUUUAUGCAAACAUUUUCAGGGAGCUUCUUUGUUUUUCGUUUACACUUUGGGUCAGUUAUCCUAAUACAGUGUCUGUUUCUUUACUUCUAUGUCUUCUGAUAUACUAAUAUGAAAACAUUGUAUGUAUCUGAUAAAGCUUUUAGAUUGCUGUAAUGGAUUUGUGGGCGAGGUGGUAUCUGGUGUUAGCCCAUAGCUAGCAAGAUUUUCACAAACUUCUAUAUGAUAUUUGUUAGCAGCGAGUGUAAUAAGAGUUUUAGCAUGCAGGUGGCAGAGCAGGAUUCCUCUGGACAGUGACUAUGCAGUCAAUACUGAUCAGGGAAAACCAGUACAACUACAUAGGUACAGACACUACAUGAGAAGGAGAGCGACAGUAACAGAGAGAGAGGGAGCUGUGCUGUAAGUUCGAGUACAUACAGUUGAAGUCGGAAGUUUACAUACACCUUAGCCAAAUACAUUUAAACUCCGUUUUUCAACAUUUCUGACAUUUAAUCCUAGUAGAAAAUGUCCUGUCUUAGGUCUGUUAGGAUCACCACUUGAUUUUAAGAAUGUGAAAUGUCAGAAUAAUAGUUGAGAGAAUUAAUUAUUUCAGUUUAUUUCUUUCAUCACAUUCCAAGUGGGUCAGAAGUUUACAUACACAAUUAGUAUUUGGUAGCACUGCCUUUACAUUGUUUCACUAGGGUCAAACGUUUCAGGUAGCCUUCCACAACCUUCCUACUAUAAGAUGGGUGCAUUUUGUCCCAUUCCUCCUGACAGAGCUGGUGUAACGGAGUCCGGUUUGUAGGGCUCCUUGCUCGCACAUGCUUUUUCAGUUCUUCCCGCAUUUUCUAUAGGAUUGAGGUCAGGGCUUUGUGAUGGCCACUCCAAUACCUUGACUUUGUUGUCCUUAAGCCAUUUUGCCACAACUUUGGAAGUAUGCUUGGGGGUCAUUGUCCAUUUGGAAGACCCAUUUGCGACCAAGCUUUAACUUCCUGACUGAUGUCUUGAGAUGUUGCUUCAAUAUAUCAACAUCAUUUUCCACCCUCAUGAUGCCAUCUAUUUUGUGACAUGCACCAUUCUCUCUUGCAGCAAAGCACCCCUACAACAUGAUGCUGCCACCCCAGUGCUUCACGGUUGGGAUGGUGUUCUUUGGCUUGCAAGCCUCCCCCUUUUCCCUUCAAACAUAACGAUGGUCAUCAUGGCCAAACAGUUGUAUUUCUUUUUCUUCAGACCAGAGGACAUUUCUCCAAAAAGUACGAUAUUUGUCCCCAUGUGCAGUUGCAAACCGUAGUCUGGCUUUUUUAUGGUGGUUUUGGAGCAGUGGCUUCUUCCUUGCUGAGCGACCUUUCAGGUUAUGUCGAUAUAGGACUCGUUUUACUAUGGGUAUAGAUACUUUGUACCUGUUUCCUCCAGCAUCUUCACAGGGUCCUUUGCUGUUAUUCUGGGAUUGAUUUGCACUUUUCACACAAGUACGUUCAUCUCUAGGAGACCGGACGUGUCUCCUUCCUGAGCAGUAUGACUGCUGCGUGGUCCCAUGGUGUUUAUACUUGUGUACUAUUGUUUUGUACAGAUGAACAUGGUACCUUCAAGCGCUUGGAAAUUUCUCCCAAAGAGGAUCCAGAUUUGUGGAGGUCUACAACUCUUUUUCUGAGGUCUUGGCUGAUUUUUUUUCUUUUGAUUUUCCCAUGAUGUUAAGCAAAGAGGCACAGAGUUUGAAGGUAGGCCUUGAAAUAUAUCCACAGGUACACUUCCAAUGUACUCGAAUUAUGUCAAUUAGCUUAUCAGAAGCUUCUAAAGCCAUGACAUAAUUUUCUGGAAUUUUCCAAGCUGCUAAAGGCACAGUCAACUUAGUAUAUGUAAACUUCUAAUCUACUGGAAUUGUGAUGCAGUGAAUUAUAAAUGAAAUAAUCGGUCUGUUAACAAUUGAAAUUUUGUUGAAAAAUGAGUUUUUUCUUUUCAAUUGUUUAAGCACAAUUUUGAAAACAGGGCCCGGUUUGUCAAAUCACUAAACACAAUUAGCACAUCCCUACCCCAAAGUAACACUUCAGAUCAUUUGCAAAAUGGAACACUUUUGUCAAAAUUAUACACAACUUCAUAAAAAUAAUAUUUUGUUACCAUGCUAAACACACAUUUCAUAUGACUUCAGUCUUUUUUGAUCCAGUGACACUGCUGUUGCUAACCUAAAACACUGCUGUUGCUAACCUAAAACACUUUCAGCAAGUCUAAGUGUCAGUGAUUAGAGUGCUGUAAAUGAAGUACACAGAGAAAGUGCAGCUAUACAAACACUACAGACUGAGGAAAAUAUAAUGUAUUUCUCUCCAUAUACCCAAAUCAGUAAACAUGGAGAAUCACAACAAAACAUGUCCCAGUUUUCAUGCUACUACAACAGUAAACAACAGACAAAUGUAAAAUACUGUAUCCAGUACAAGUUACAAUUACAGUAAAUAACAACCAACAUUAAAAAAAAUCUAAAAACUGACAAUAUUGUACAGAAAAUACUACAGUAAACAUACUAUACAUUAUCUCUUCUCCUAGCUGGAUCUGGCCAGAGAAUUUCAUCAACAUCACAAGCAAUAUCGUCAUUAGCAAGACAACGCGGGAAGAACCGUCUUGAAUGUCGAAUCCAUCCUUGCACUGCUGCGGCGUAGACUUGGUCACAGGCGUCCUCCAUGGCCUGAAUGAGGGGUACCUGAGCCUGGGAUCGUAAACCUUCCACCGCCAUGCAGAGAAACUCUUCGAUAGGGUUUAGAAACGGAGAGUAUGGUAGAAGGUAUAGUACUGUCAACUGGAUGGUAUUGAAACCAGUUCUGGACCAAAGCAGAGCGGUGGAAUGACACAUUGUCCCAGAUGACCGUGCAUCUGGUGCAUUUCAUUACCUGCUGUGCCGAUGUGGUGCAAUCGGUCCAAAAAUGCGAGAAUGUGAGGUGUGUUGUGAGGGACCGUUUUGGCAUAACGGUGGACAACCCCAUGCUGUGAAAUGGCAGCGCAAAGGGUGAUGUUACCCCCACGUUGCCCUGGGACAUUGAUUAUAUCCUUGUGGCCAAUGAUAUUUCUGCCUCUCCUUGCUUUUGUGAGGUUGAACUCUGCCUCAUCAAUAUAUAUGAAUUCAUGCAGGAUUUCCUCUGCGUCCAUCUGCAAAACUCCCUGAAAUACAGUGACAGACAAGAUUGUGUAGUUCAGGAUAGGUCUAGUUUUCAGUCGAUGUAAAAAAAAGUCAUGUGUGCAGUAUGCAACAUCACAGUGCUAAAGUGAACAAUACAAACCUCCACAUACUCAUGCCGCAGCCAUUUGACCCUCUCUGAAUUCCGCUCAAAAGGCACUCGAUAAAGUUGUUUCAUUUGAGCCUGAUGUCUUUUCAGGAUGUGUGCCAGUGUUGACUGAGAGACCUGAUGGACAUUAUUGAAAAUGGCAUGGUCACCGAUAAUGUUGGCUUGUAAUUCUCUGAGCCAGAUGGCAUUAUUGGCCAAAACCAUGUUUAUUAUCUCUUGUUCAUGCGUGAAUAUGGGCCCCCUUAUGACAGAUGCCACUGUAUAUCUGCUAAGAUUUGUCUGAACUCUCAGUCCAGCCUCCCUCAGCGUCAAGCCGUGGUUCACAACAUGGUCCACUAGUGUUGCACGAAUGUCAUUUGAUAAGUUUCUUCUACUUUGUGCAUGUUCUCCUGCUUCAGGUCUUCCUCGAUCUCUGGCUCGGCCUCUGCCUCUUCCUCUACUUCCUCCUCCUCCUCUCACCCUCACUCUUCUUCUGACUCCUUCCAUUUUGGUUGAAGACAGGUGAAUCUACCUGCUGCAUUUUUAUAGUGCUUAAACCUGAUUGGUGCGUCUACAAUUCAGCAAUCAUGUGUUUGCACCUGAUGGCUGUGUUUAACAGAUUGGCUCAUAGGUGUGGUAAUUUGACAGGCAGUGCUUUGGAAUUGCAAGGGAGUGACAUGAUAUACUUCUGUGUCUGAUGUAUACAAGGGUGUUUAGUGUUUUGCAAAUAGUGUGAAGCUGACAAUGUGCUUACAGUUGUGCAAAUCUAACCUUGUGUUUUGUAAGGUUUUUCGAAUUGUGGGAAAAGUUCAAUUUAGUGUGUAAGCAAUCGUAAAAAACAAAUGACUCCAACCUAAGUGUAUGUAAACUUCUGACUUCAACUGUACCAUGCUGCUUUGUGCUCGAGACUUUCUUUAGGCCACAGACUAUUCUCAUCUCUAGUUAAUGUUUCAUAUCCCGGGGCUGUGUCGGUAAGACUAAAAAGCUUCCUAGCUAAGUAGUACUGUACGCUCUUGAAUAAAAUAUCCCAGUUUACGGCCUAACUCCAUAUUGAGAGAUGGCAGAAUUAUUGUCUAACUUUCUUUUGGAAAGUUUUUUUUUGUUACUCUGAAGUUUUAGAAUUCACACUGAGCAUCCACCCAACCCAAAUCUAUUCAGUAAUGGAUGGAAGAAGUGACUGUUUGCAGACACCCGGGGCAAUCCGUGCUCAUCUGUCAGCCCUAUCUAUCACUGUUCUAUCCUGCUCCAGUUCUGACCUCUAACCCCCUGACCUGAUAGGCCAGUCCAGCAGAGGACCAGAGACUUGUUAAUAUGCAUAAAGCCCCUCUCCUUGGGAUUCUCAGAUUCUGCCUAAUGGAUAGAAUGGCCUGGUCCUCAUCCAUAUACACACAGGCAGUCUUAUAAAUACACUUGGCUUUGAUGGGUCAAGGGGAGGCCGGGAGUGGGCUAGGGGUUAUUAGGCAAAUGAGGGGGGAGGGAGGUCACUGGGUUAAUCUGUAUCAGUGGGGGGAGGUGAUGGCGUCCAAGCUGACACAACACUCAAUCUCUCUUGUUCUCACUCAUUAGAAGUUAUUGUUGACCCAAGUUACUGCAGUAACACACAGGUAGGUAUAAAGGUUAGUGUGUUCUUUAUAUUCAUUUCAUUCAUUUCUAGUGGUUUGAAUGAGGGGAGGCUUCCUGCAUCCUCCCAGCUGGUUGUUGAUUAGCAUUGUUUCAUUCAGGUUUAUUAGCGAGAAGUGCACUUACGCUUAUACAGGAACUCUGAACUCCACUGAAUUGAGCCAAACCAUGAUUUACAGCACUGAUUUAAAUGAAAGCGACAUCUCAGUUCGAGCAAUAUAAUUUAGGACGUAGUCUCCAAAGACUACAGCACUGAUACCAAUGUGUUAUCAAUCAUGUCCCUUCCCCACUGAAAGACAAUCAUGAUGAUUAUCACUGUUGCCUUUCUUUAUUUUGUCUUUUUAGCAUCCUUUUGUCUACUUUGGGUUUCGUGAAAGCCUACUCCAUUGAGCGGCUGGCAGCCCCCCUGUUACAAAGAACAACCGUGUCUCCAACACAACUUGAUCUGACUUAAAUGUAAUGUGAAUAUUUCGCUCUGAGAAUCCCUCCACUCACACUAACUGAUCUGUGAAAUCUGCAUUAUUAAAGGCACAUAUUAUGAGUAUGAAACGUGUGUGUGAGACCAUGUAUUGCCUCACAGAACUCUGUUCUGAGAUUGAUUAUACAUGUUCUUAUUGUCGUUUGCAUUAUCUCACAAUAAAGAACGCUUGACUUGA